Messenger RNA from Paramecium sonneborni, 1284 nucleotides. The record is from the annotation of a GenBank genome assembly. Lineage: Eukaryota; Ciliophora; Oligohymenophorea; Peniculida; Parameciidae.
UAUGGAUUAGCUUCUUAAUAUCAAAUAUAGCCCUAGAUAAUUUGUAUUCAGAUCAUCUCCAUGUUCUAAAUAAUCUUUCUAAAGUGAAGAUGAUAGGGAUACAGCACUUUCAUUUGACUCCACUCCUAAACCAAAACCAAAACCUUUAUUAGGAAUGAAUGCUAUGACAUCCCAAUUUGAAAAUGAGGAUAGUGAUAAAAGCAGUUAAAAAGGAGAAUCAGUACCAAAAACUUUUAGUAAUAACUGAGAUAUAAUUUUAGUUCCAAAACUUUCACGUUUUAGCACUCAGAGAGUUAUAACUAUGAAUGAAGGGGAUAAAGAUGAAGAACCAGAACUGAUCGAUAAAGAUGUUAAAUAAAGUUCAAGUAUUUUUUCUCAAAUACCUGAUGAACAAACGAAAAAUAUAGAAGAACAACUCAAAAAAAUAGAAGAGAAAAUAAAAGUAAAUCCAAAGCUUAAAUAAAUGAAAUCUAAACCUAUGUCUAUGAGAAAUUUUAAAAAAGUUGGAGAAUCUAAAGAAGACAAGUUAUUAGAUCAUCCAUUUCGUCAUUUGAUAUUCAGUCCCAAAAUAGAUGAAUUAGUUUUUGAGAAACAUUUAAUUGUAACUUAAAGAGGACUAAUUUAUUCAAGAAAGUGUCUAAAAGGGCCUUCAGAAGAAUUUAUUGAAAAGAAAAAAGUUACUUUAUAGAAAAUCAAUCCAAAGAAAGUAAACACAAUUUUUCUUGAUCUUGAUGAAACGUUGAUUCAUGCUUGUAAUUCUAGAGAGAUACCAACAGUUAAAUUAAAAUAAACAAAUGAAGAUGGAUCUGAUAUUGAUGUAUCUUAUAUUAUUAAUAGUAGGUUGGAAUAAAUAUUAGACCAUAUGCUUCCUAUUUCUUAUAAGAAUUAGCAUAAUAUUAUACAGUCUAUAUUUAUACAGCCUCUUCUUAAUCAUAUGCUUAAACGGUUGUAAAUUAUCUUGAUCCUCUCAAAUAAUAUAUAAGUGGAAUCUUAACUAGAUCUAAUUGUAUGGAAACUAAAAAUGGGUUUUUCAUAAAAGAUUUAAGAAUUAUUAAAGACUUAGAUUUAAGCAAAACUCUAAUCAUAGACAACCUCGUUCAUUCUUUCGGUUUAUAGGUUGAAAAUGGAAUUCCAAUUCUUGAGUGGCAUGAUAAUUAAGAUGAUUUAGAACUGAAAUAUCUAUUAGAAUAUUUGAUAGAAGCAUCUGAAUAAUAGAAUUUGAAAGAGUUUAAUAUAACUCAUUUGCAAUUAGAUCAUUUAAUAGAUUAUAUCAUCAAGUAAUGA